Epithele typhae is the source of this 864-nucleotide messenger RNA. RefSeq names its product Golgin subfamily A member 7/ERF4 family-domain-containing protein. The annotation marks the transcript as partial. Lineage: Eukaryota; Fungi; Basidiomycota; Agaricomycetes; Polyporales; Epitheliaceae. The record is from RefSeq and is a predicted model, not a curated record. The transcript is spliced from 6 exons. Gene Ontology annotation, cellular component: extrinsic component of endoplasmic reticulum membrane; endoplasmic reticulum palmitoyltransferase complex. Gene Ontology annotation, biological process: protein targeting to membrane; peptidyl-L-cysteine S-palmitoylation.
GACGGGGGCGAGACGGACGUCGAGCGCGACGAGGACGGGGAUGAAGGGGACGACCAGGACGCGACGCUCGCCGCGGGGCGGGACUCGGACGCGACCGAGGCGGACGUUACCCAGCAGCACACGCGCACGUCCAAGGACGGGGAUGGAGAGGGCGACGGUGAGGGGGACGAGGGGGACGGGGACGGGACGGAGAGCGUGAACGUGAGCGUGCGGGAGCACCCGCUGCGGCUGGACGUGCACCCGCCGUCGCCGCCGCCGUGGGAGACGGCGCACGGGGAUGGGGAUGAGGACGAGGACGGGGACUUGGGGAGGGGGAGGGGCGGGCGGGCGAGCCCGCGGCGGUUCGAGUUCUCGGGCGCGGGGUCCAAGGGGCGGAUGCAUGAGUUCGGGGGGAAGCCGAGCUCGAGUCGGCCGCUGAUCCCGCAUUCCGCGUACUACUUUGGCCCACCGCCGCCCGACUCGGCGUACGGCAGCGAGCCAAUCGGCCAGAUUGGCGUGCACCAUCCAAGGGAGGUUCUGCGCGUCGAGCGGGAUUACACCGGCGGAGAACUGCCGCAGUUCACGCCGACAUAUCCGUUGGAGUUGGAGGGCAGGAUAACACCGACACAAUUUCUCGAAACCAUCAACGCAAUCAAUGAGAUGCUGCUUUCUGCGCAUAGUCUCGGCCACGCGUUCAUCGACAACGCGCUGGCAUACUUCACCUUGCAGAUCACUCGAGCUAUGAAGAAGACACACUACGAGAAGGAAAUGGACCGGCUACACGCGCUCAUCGACUCGUUGAACCUCGACAUGUACAACCCCGUGGGCUUGCACAUCAGGUGGCCACGAGACGUCGCAUUGCUUUUCCUGGAGAUUGAGUAUUAC